AUGAAGAUAGUUCAUUAUGCCAUGUUGAUAUCCAAAGUCAAAACCAUCCUGGAGAAAGAACAUCAAAAUGAUCCUGCCUGCAGCGUCAGUGGCUCGAAAGAUGAGCAAGGUCGAGAACUUGACACGACCGAAAAUGAAGAAGAAGACGAUACUGACGAUGUCGAAGAUGCAGAUGAUGAGAACGAUGAUGAUGAUGAUAACAAUGAUGAUUCGGGAAAUGAUGGUGAUAAUGGAGCUAAUCUAAAUUAUGACAGUGAAUCUCCUCUCUUGGUCGGUCCUGAUUAUGACACUGUUCCCGAAAGAUCUCCAGCUCAGAAAUCACCUUCCCACAGUGAUGGCACAAGGGAAGCAUCACAACAAGAUGAAGACGUCUCAACUAAUCACCCUGAAGAUCUAUCUCAAGCUCUCGUUCCACAUGUUCAACCCAUGAACGAGACUCCAAUAAAACGAGAGGAAGCAGUUGUACAUGAGGGUAAACUGGAAGCCUCCCCAAUCCUUCUCAGCUCGGGUAGUCGUGGCAAAAAGGAUGCACCACUUGAAGGAGAUCAAGUUGAAACACCACAAACCAAUAUUGAAGACGAAUCUCCUCCAGUGUCCCCACGAGUAGUCAUGAAUCUCAUGAGAGAAACACUCAACCUCGUCCAUCACCACAAGAGCCAUCUCAACCUCCACCGCAAGCUAAUCCUGACCAACAAUUUCACAAAGCGCGUGGCUAAGGAACUCUAUGAACUUAAUACCGCUGUCAACAAAGUGGCUCGCCAACAACACGAACUCAAGCACUCACACUUCAGUCUCAAAGAGCGUGUUGACUUAGCUUGCUCCAAGAUAGAUACUUCACAAGACAACUCAUACCAACUGGGACAAUAUGCUCUUCAAACUCUAGAGUAUGCCCAAGACAUUCUGAAUGCAGUUAAUCAACUCUCCAUCAUUCCUCCUACCACUUGUGCCGAUGAUGCCAAAAAGGUGGAAAAGCGACAUGAUGAUGAUGAUAGGGAUGACGAUCAUCCGAGGGAAAACACGAGAGAACGCUGGGAAAACACGAGAGAACGCUCUCCAUCUCUUACACCAAGAGAUUCUGGGCAAAGAAGUACAAAUCCUCCAUCCAAGUCUCGUGGUCACCAUACAAAUCCUCCAUCCAAGUCCCGUGGUCACCAAUCUUCCCAGACAAGACAUUAUUCAAAUCGUGGCCGUUCCCAACCCAGAUCACAGUCUCUCAAGCCUCGUCAAUUCUAUGGCUCUGAAUCACAAUUUGUAUUUGCUGGGCUCUCCAAGAGAGAAAAGGCAAACCGAAGGCAGAAAUUUAUGAAAGACAAAAAGAUAACAAUGGAUGGAGUAGGAAACUUUGUGGAGUACAAACCUUAUGAAGAAGGUAGUGGGAAACGUUUUGAGGGUUGCAAUGUUCCUACCUGGCUGAAGACAAAGGACAACUGCACUAGACAACAUCACAUAAGCACCCAAAACGAAAGAAUAAAAAGGCAAAAUAGAGAACUAUGGGAGAAACACGAAGAAGAAGCCCGAAUAAGAGAACAUGAACUGAAGGAAAGAGAGAGAGAGUAA
Ipomoea nil (Japanese morning glory) is the source of this 1557-nucleotide messenger RNA. RefSeq lists its product as uncharacterized. The record is from RefSeq and is a predicted model, not a curated record. The transcript has 2 exons. The coding region runs from base 1 to 1557 and encodes 518 amino acids. Lineage: Eukaryota; Viridiplantae; Streptophyta; Magnoliopsida; Solanales; Convolvulaceae.